AUGAUCAGAUCUGUACCUCCAAUGAGCGAGAAGAUCCACCGUGUCUGGCUUGACUGUGAUCCGGGCCACGACGAUGUCACUGCCAUCUUGCUUGCUCUGCAUACGCCGAACAUCGAGCUUCUGGGUGUAUCUACUGUUCACGGCAACGCCGACGCCGAGAAUACAGCUCUCAACGCCGCACGCGCUCUCGUAGCCUUUGACGCGCCAUCUCAUCUCAAGACGUAUGCAGGCGCUGCCAAACCUUUGCUACGAGCCGCGCUCUACGCACCUGAGAUUCACGGUACGGACGGCCUGGGCGGCGUUGAAGGGCUUCCCUUACCGACGGCGCCCGACGUGCUCGCCAGAGUAGCGAAGGAGAUACCCGCUCUUGAAGCCAUGGCUAAGGCCGUUAGAGAAGCGGAAGGGCCGGUACACCUACUAGCCAGUGGACCGUUGACGAAUAUCGCGCUAUUCGUGAGCGUAUACCCAAGUCUGCUGAAGAAGAUAGAAGCCAUUGUGUUCAUGGGUGGUGGGAUUGGGAUGGGGAACAAGUCGCCGGCGGCAGAGUUCAAUAUCCUAUGCGAUCCUGAAGCCGCUCAGAUCGUACUGGAUGCACCGGUGCCUAGCGUCAUGCUCCCGCUCAACGUUACACACCAAGCCAUAGUCAACCAUGCAGUACAAGCUCGCCUACUGGAUCCUUCCUCCCUCCUCGAGCAGCCCGUCCCACUUACACCUUUACGCCGCAUGCUUUCGACGCUCAUCAACUUCUUCGAAGAGACAUACCGAGACGUAUUCGGCUUCCUUGACGGACCUCCCUUGCACGAUGCGCUCACCGUCGCGUUCGUCGCGCAUCCGGAGCUGUUCAAGACGAAGCGGUAUAGGGUAGAUGUCGAACUUAGCAGCCCGUUAACAGCCGGAGAGACUGUUGCGGAUAUCUACGGGUACAGGAAGUGCGAUGAGAGUUGGGGCUCGACAGGCCGGAACUGCCUGGUUGCAAUGGAGCUAGACGCGCCCAAGUUCUUCGACUAUUUCCUCCAAGCCGUCGCAUCUUGCGACACCGUCUCGCCGUUGAAUAGACCAUAG
Molecule: messenger RNA, 1062 nt
Organism: Peniophora sp. CBMAI 1063
Lineage: Eukaryota; Fungi; Basidiomycota; Agaricomycetes; Russulales; Peniophoraceae
Source: the annotation of a GenBank genome assembly